This is a messenger RNA of Camelina sativa (false flax), 2430 nucleotides long. Its product is annotated as receptor-like kinase LIP1. Gene Ontology annotation, molecular function: protein kinase activity; ATP binding. Gene Ontology annotation, biological process: protein phosphorylation. Lineage: Eukaryota; Viridiplantae; Streptophyta; Magnoliopsida; Brassicales; Brassicaceae. The record is from RefSeq and is a predicted model, not a curated record.
AGUUCAUUGUUCUUCAUGUAUUCUGAUUGGUUUCAAUUUGAUUUCCUUUUUUUUCUUCUUUUCUCUCUCUCUCUCUUCUUACGCUUCAUUCCUCUGUUUUGUUUUCUUUACAAUCCCCCCCAAAGAUUUAUGCCCUUUAACGUGGGUCCUUCACAAGAUUGAAGGACCCCGCCAUUGUUAAUCACCUUCGGAUUAUAAAAAUAAAAAAGGAUCUUUAGAUUUUUUUAGAUUUUUGAAUCUUUUUUGAAUGAUAAGGAUGAAUUGUUUUCCGUGUUUCACUUCACAAAAGAGCAGAAGCUCUCCUUGUACCAACAACAACAACCAGACUAACGAACACGAUGAACCCGAAUUCAGACCUCCUGUGGCGACGACAAAACGAGUUGAAGAACGAGAAACAGAGCAAUUGCCGGUGAAAACAUUCAAUUUCCGGGAAUUAGCGACGGCGACCAAGAAUUUCCGGCAAGAAUGUCUUCUAGGAGAAGGUGGCUUCGGUAGGGUUUACAAAGGAACCCUUCAAUCUACGGGCCAGUUGGUAGCUGUGAAGCAGUUGGACAAGCAUGGAUUACAUGGUAACAAAGAGUUUCAAGCUGAAGUCUUGUCAUUGGCUAAACUCGAACAUCCCAAUCUUGUUAAGCUUAUAGGAUACUGUGCUGAUGGCGAUCAACGACUUUUAGUCUUUGAAUAUGUCUCUGGAGGUUCCCUUCAAGACCAUCUUUACGAACAAAAGCCAGGCGAGAAGCCAAUGGAUUGGAUAACGAGGAUGAAGAUUGCGUUUGGUGCAGCACAAGGAUUGGAUUACUUGCACGAUAAAGUGAAUCCACCAGUGAUAUACCGAGAUUUGAAAGCCUCUAACAUCUUGUUAGAUGCUGAGUUUUACCCUAAGCUUUGUGACUUUGGUAUGCAUAACCUAGAGCCUGGGACAGGUGACAGCUUGUUUCUUUCUUCCCGGGUUAUGGACACUUAUGGUUAUUCUGCUCCUGAGUACACUCGAGGGGAAGAUCUCACUGUCAAAUCAGACGUUUAUAGCUUUGGAGUUGUGUUGCUUGAACUCAUCACCGGUAGAAGAGCUAUUGACACCACUAAGCCUAAUGAUGAACAAAAUCUAGUUGCUUGGGCACAACCGAUAUUUAGAGAUCCGAAAAGAUACCCGGAUAUGGCUGAUCCCCUCAUGAAAAAGAAUUUUUCAGAGAGAGGGUUAAAUCAAGCAGUGGCAAUAACAUCAAUGUGUCUACAAGAGGAACCAACUGCUCGUCCUUUGAUAAGCGAUGUAACGGUUGCUCUUAGCUUCCUUUCAAUGUCUACAGAAGAUGGUAUUCCAACCACAAUUCCAAUGUCAUCUUUCAGAGACAAAAGUAUGUCCAUUGCUUUAAGUAGACACGGUUCUUGUUCUGUAACUCCUUUUUCUCUUCCUCGAAAAGAGGAAGACGACAACUCCAGCUCUUCAUCAGAAUCAGAAGAUGAAGAAGAAGAAAAAGAAAAAGAAAAAGAAUCAAUAAGAAGUAUGAAAAAACAAGAGAAGGAAGAAACAACGGCACAUUCAGAUGAUGAGUCUGAUUCAAACUCUGAUAAGGGUCAAGAAAAGGAACAUUCUCAGUUAGAGAAACCUAGAGACUCUAGCAGUUCCUCCUCUGACUCUGAAAGUGAUCAGAGAAGAUCUAUUCAUGAAACAAACGCAACUGCGCAGAGCUUGAAGAUAAAUUAUAGUUAUAGCUCUGAAGAAGAAGAUAACGAGAGGCCAAGCAGUAAAAGCAGCUCUAAAUCAAACGAAGAAAGCACGUUUUCGUGGCAUGGCAGUGAUAAAGAUCAUGCUGAUUCGUCUAGGAACACAAGCAUGCGAAUCAAUAGCCUUGCUCACGAUGAUUCAUCGAGGAACACAAGCAUGCGAAUCAAUAGUCUUGCUCACGAUGAUUCAUCGAGGAACACAAGCAUGCGAAUCAAUAGUCUUGCUCAUAAUGAUUCAUCGAGGAACACAAGCAUGCAAAUCAAUAGUCUUGCUCACGAUGAUUCAUCGAGGAACACAAGCAUGCGAAUCAAUAGUCUUGCUCAUAAUGAUUCGUCGAGGAACACAAGCAUGCGAAUGAAUAGCCUUGCUCAUGACGAUGAUGAUGAGGAAGAAGAGGAAGAGAAUCAUAAAACUCGGCUCGAGCAAAUUCAUAGCUCAAAAUCUGAAGACCAAAGUAUUUAUUCAGAUGAGGAAAGUGGUGGAUCGUCUUUGCAUCAGAUCGAACCAGAGGAAGAGGAACACAUUUCUUCUGAUCAUGAUUAAAUAUUUUCAAAGAGUUUUUUUCUCAGAAGUGGAUGAUCAAGAAAGCCAUCUAUGAACACAUUUGCAACAAGAAAACAACUUUUCGUUUUGAAACAACCCAAUUGUCAUAUAAAUCUAAUAUACGUCCACAAUAUCUUUUUGUGAAAUAUGAAACAUAAACACAA